Molecule: messenger RNA, 1796 nt
Organism: Moneuplotes crassus
Lineage: Eukaryota; Ciliophora; Spirotrichea; Euplotida; Euplotidae
Source: the annotation of a GenBank genome assembly
AUGGCUACAAAUAAACAAUCAAAUACAGUUAGGGAUCAGAUUAUCCAGCUCCAGACUGAUCCAGACUUCAGGGAGAAAUUUUACAUAGAGGAGCAUGAAAAGGAUGAUAAUGUGAUUUGCAACAUUUGUCUCAGUGGAAAAUUUCAAGAUAUCAACAGAGUUGUUAUAUGUGAAUUAUGACUUGCAGCCACUCAUCAGAAUUGUUAUCACAAUGAACUAUACCACUCUGUUCCUGAGGGGAAUUGGUUUUGAGCGAGAUGCUCCCAAAUCCUCAAAGAAAUAGGCAAGAUACCAAAGGCAGAGAUCUUUGAGAAAUAAAAGAUGCCGUUUUUGUUUAAAAUAUAAUGGAAUUCUCAUUAAGAAUCGGAAGUUUGGAUAUUUUCACAUUGUUUGAGCUCGAUGGUUAUCCCAAAUAACCAUAAAGGAAGAUGGUGAAAAAUUCAAGGUUGGCUAUUCUAAAGAAAUCUGAAAAAAUAAACAGUGUUACAAAUGAUGUGAGCAAGGAGGUCUUACUCAGAAAUGAAAUAAGGGAUACUGUGCUGCUCAUUUUCAUAUAACCUGAGCUAUCAAAGCAGGCUAUUUAAAAGAAAUAGGAAAAAUGAUAUGAUCAUACAAGGACAAAGUUGAGUACUAUCCAUUGUUUUGUAAAAAACAUGAAAGAGAAGGUAGAGAUAAAUUUAAAACCCGCAAACUUCCUAAAUAUUCAAAGCCGAAGAAAAAGAAACCACGGAAAUCUAAAAAGUCUAUAAAAGAAAAAUCAGCAAAAAAUGAAAAUUAUAAAGAAGUCAUCAAUGAGAAUGACCAAGUCGAUAUUUCCAGUCAGUCUUCAUGCCACAAAGAUAACUCAAAUAAAAUUCCACUUCCUAAAAAACCAGCUGAGAGUUGUACUAAACAUCCUUCUCCCGUCCAAGCUCCUUCAAAACCCGACUCCAAUGCACCUUCCGAAGCUGCUCCCAAAGAGCCACAUUCAGAGCCCACUGAAGAACAAAUUGACACAAGGAAUUCCCAAUCACUCGAAAAUAGCACUGUCCAUUCCACUAACAUAUUGAAUUCGGAUGAGAGUAAGAAAUGUAACAAUGAGGAAGGCUACUAUGAUGUUGUUAAGACUGAAGGAGAUCCUCUAAAAUUGACAGAAUUUGUAUGAAAGCAAGAAGAUAUUGAUGUCAAAGAAGAAGUAACCUCAAUUGAAAGGGCUGGUAAAACUUGAAAGAUAGAAUGAAAAGAAGAGUUUUUUUAGUGAUUAUAACAACUUUAUUAAACAAGAGAAUCCUCAAAUUCUGUUUGGAGGGUCCAUUCAGAUCAGUCAAGAGAGAUUGUAUAAAACUUUAAAUGAUCCAGUGGUGUGGGAAUCAGACCAAUCUAAUGAUGAUGAGAUGGAAGUUAGGUGUGAAAGCCUUAUAACUAAUUUGAAGGCCAAUGAAGAUAAGAAUUAUCUACUAAAGUCACCUUUUGAUAGCCUUUUAGAUAUUAAGAAAGGAACUAUUUCAGAGAUAAAGCAAUUAUUUUUUGAAAAAUGAAAACAAGAAGACCUUUUAGACACAGAAUUAAACUGAAUAAAGUUCAGGAAAACCCAAAGCAAUAAUGAAGAGUUAAAACUUGCAAAUAUGAUAGAUUGAGAAUCGUGCUUAGUUACCAACCUUGAAUCCUUAAUACUCCCACUGAUAAUCCUUCCCAACGGUGACACCUCAGAAAGUGACCCUAUGUCAGUUCCAUCAUCCAGGCUUCCUAGAACUUUUAUUUAUGAGUCAGAAUAUGAGCAACACCUAAAUUUUUUAUAUUCUUAAAUCUUUUCAAUA